Molecule: messenger RNA, 1778 nt
Organism: Mytilus californianus (California mussel)
Lineage: Eukaryota; Metazoa; Mollusca; Bivalvia; Mytilida; Mytilidae
Product: octopamine receptor beta-2R-like
Exons: 1
Coding region: 243-1346 (367 amino acids)
Biological process (GO): G protein-coupled receptor signaling pathway
Cellular component (GO): membrane
Molecular function (GO): G protein-coupled receptor activity
Source: RefSeq, a predicted model, not a curated record
UAAUGUAAAUAUGUCAAGGUAUAUAAAAUACUAGUGAAUCUUUUCAUCUGAUCCGUUUUGUGAUCGUGUUUGGGCUUGAAUUAAACACCAGGUAUCGCUCUUCAUACCUUAUAUACACAUUGAAUAGACACAGGAGAUUACAUGAACAUUUAUUUCAUAUAUAUAUAUAUCAUACGUAUACAUUUUAUUUUAAUGGAAUCUAUGUUUGGGAAAGUGUAAGAGUACUAUAUACCUGACAAAAUAUGGAUACUUCCGUCAAACUUGGUGUGGGGAUUAGUUUCACGUUGAUCGUAAUUUUAGGAUUGUUACUUAACAUUUUAUAUGUUUUCGUUUUCAUCAGAAGAAGACAACUUCGCCAACCAACUAAAUAUUUCUUAUUUAGUUUAGCUUUAGUAGACAUACUAUCCAUCACAUGCUGGACAUUGUUUAGUCAGAUUUCAGCUUUCCUGGGAGAAUGGGGACUACCUACUGAGGUUUGUCAACUGCAAGAAUUUACAAUGUCUUUUUGUUUACUGUUGAAUAUGCAUACAUUCAUGAUACUGGCAUUAGAGAGGGCACUGUUCCUAUUAAAGCCAUCUCGACACAGUGAAAUAUGCAUAAAUACGGUAAUUAUAAUUAUUCUAAUCGCUAUGUGGCUUUUUGAUGCAGUUAUUUCAAUUUUUCCUUUUACUGGAUGGGGAGAAAUAAGCUAUUUUGAAAAUCAAUUUCAGUGUUCAAUGGACUAUGAAAAAAACACGCGACAAAUGAGAUUUGCCACAGCCAUCGCCGUGGGAAUUCCGUUUUUAGUUAUGGUUAUAGCUUAUGUCAUUAUAUUCCUUAAAAUGAAAAAGUUACAAAAAGGAGUAUCUAAAGGAGGUCAGAUAAUCUUGGAACAAGCUGAUUUUGCGAACGGAGACAGCUACGCGGCUAGGCUUAAACGACAACAGCUGAAAUUCCAGAAUGCAGGGAUGAAACGAAAGAAACCGAUAUUAGGACGAGAAAUCGAUAAAGACGGAUUUGCUCGAGAUGAAAGCUCAGAUGAAGAAAAUAAGACAUCAAAGGACACAAAAGAAGUUAAAAACAUUUUUUAUUUGUAUAAAAGUGAUGUGGCAUUGAUCAAAACUUAUCUCAUCAUGACGGUAACAUAUCUGUUGUUAUGGGUACCGUAUAUUAUCAUUACGUAUGUUCAAACUUUCGACCGUUACCAUGGAAUUCCUGAUGUUGUGUUUUAUAUUUUUGUUAUUUUCACACAUUGCACGGCAUUUGCAAAACCGAUGACUUAUGUUAUUCAGAAUGAAAAUUUCCGCACCCAUUUCAGGAAAGCGUUAACCAAGAAGACCAAAUAUCGAAAUUUUGAAAGAAAUUGACUUUAUGAAAUGUUGCUCUCCUUAUGUUUACAUUGUAAAUAAAUAUUUACAUGAAACAAGAUUAGAAUUUUAAUAUAUUCUUUGCGUGGGUUGGAAUUUUGCCAAGCUAGUUUAAAUUUAAUGUUAAAUCGAAAUGUCCUUUUAAAAGAUCGCAUAAAGAGAAAUUUAUUUGAACCUCAAAUUUAACACAAAAAUAAGACGUUAACUACCGCCACGUGUGGUGAAAAUGCUUUUGUAUUUGACAAUAUAUAGUAAUUACGUUUUAAAAACGUUAAAUAAAGGUUCUGUAUAUUAAGAUCGUUAUACUAGUAACUUUAACUUGUACAUUGGAAAAGCAUAUACACAUGUACAUGUUGAAAUGAAUAAUUGUUUUGAACAUGCACACUUUAAAAAAUACAUCUCAAAGUUAGGAAUAUAUGUUUAUUUCUUUUA